AGGUCCCUCAGACACGAGCAUUAAGCUCACUGCACUGAAGAAAGCACAUCGCCUUCAUUUCGCCUCAAACUUCGUUCCAAAUUCUUUACGCGUAGCAGGGUUGAAGUAUAUCCCUGACAGGAUAUAUGAAGGAACAGGAGCAGCUGGGAUGAAGUCAGCCGAAAGCUCUGCUGGAAGCAUGAUUUGCUCCUUCAUAUAUUCCUGAUUGCCUGGGAGGGGACGGCGUGUUUCCUCUGCAGGACGCUUCUGACUGCAGGAAAGUAAAGGGCCUCCAGUGGCUCAGCAUGGAUGUGGUGGGAGAAAAUGAGGCCUUGCAGCAGUUCUUUGAAGAGCAAGAUGUUCAUAGAGCCUUGGAGAACCCCAUGGUGGAUACCAGUAUGUUGGAAGAAUUCCUCAGCAGUGACUUAGAGUUUGGAACCUUGCAAAGACAGUUGCCAGACUCUCCACCAGACUCUGGGUCAGAAGCAUUUUCUCCACCACAGCUCAAGACCCCGUGGGGUGAUGCUACGUUGCCAAGUGGGCAGCAGUCUCCAUUCCCAUGUCCAUCGGCUGUGGCACCCAGCAAGCUUCCCUACAGAUUCCUGGAGACUUCUUCUGACCCCAGUAGCAGUGGACAUCCUUGCAGCAUUCCUUGCAGUAUGAAGAGAGAUAAUGCUGUGACUCCAUGGAAUGACUCUACGUCCUCCAACUCUUUGGGUUUUAAUUAUUCAUACUUUCAGCCAAAUGUAUCUCAGAUUUAUAGCACUCCCACACCAUCAGGCAUAAAAAGGAAGCUCUCACAGGUGCUUGGAGAUACCACCGAUCCUCAAGUCUGGUGCAACAACUCCAGUCAAGCAGUUCUCAAGGACUGUGCUGCUGAAGUGCAAGAAUAUGACAGUGAUGGACAGAAUGCAGCUUUGGAAAAAUGCUGCCAAGCUCUAACAUGGCAACCAUAUCAAACUUCUCAGUGGAACAGCUUAGUGAACUCUAAUUAUGAAAAACUACCUGCUGUAGGAUAUCACAUUGUCACAGACAAAGGAUUUAAUUUUUCAGCAACAGAUGAUGCCUUUGUGUGCCAGAAGAAGAAUCAUUUCCAAAUCACAGUCCAUAUUAGAAUCACUGGUCAUCCAAAAUAUGUCAAAACUCAGCUGGGGGUGAAACCAAUAGAGAAGUUUUACUUGAAAGCUUUUGGAAUAAGGAUGGAAGCUCCAAAUCAAACAAUUGCUAUUGAGCAGUCUCAGUCAGAUCGAAGUAAAAAAACUUUCUAUCCUGUUAGAGUUGAUCUGCCAGGGGAUCAGAUAACUAAAGUGACACUGGGAAGGCUGCAUUUCAGUGAAACGACAGCAAAUAAUAUGAGAAAAAAGGGGAAACCUAAUCCUGACCAAAGAUACUUCAUGCUGGUGGUUGGACUUUAUGCUGUCUCUCAGGACCAAUUCUACUUGCUGUCUGCAAAUAUCUCUGAAAAGAUCAUUGUAAGGGCAUCUAACCCAGGGCAGUUUGAGAACGACAGUGAUGUGUUGUGGCAGCGAGGACAUGUUCCAGAGACGGUAGUCUGUCACGGUCGAGUAGGAAUUAACACAGAUGCACCAGACGAAGCACUGGUUGUCUGUGGAAAUGCAAAAGUUAUGGGCAGAGUCAUGCAUCCAUCUGACAGCCGAGCAAAAGAGAAUAUCCGGGAGGUCGAUACAAAUGAGCAGUUGAGAAGAAUAACACAAAUGAGGCUGGUGGAAUACAACUACAAGCCUGAAUUUGCAUCUGUUAUGGGAAUAGAAAAUACUCAUGAAACAGGAAUAAUAGCACAGGAAGUGAAGGAACUUUUACCUCAGGCUGUUAGAGAAGCUGGAGAUGUCGCUUUUAAUAACGGCGAAAAAAUAGAAAACGUCCUCAUGGUUGACAAGGAUCAGAUCUUCAUGGAAAACGUAGGUGCAGUAAAACAGCUUUGCAAACUAACCAACAGCCUUGAAGUCAGAAUAGAAGAAUUGGAACAGUGGAACAGAAAACUGGCCAGGCUGAAACGGUUAAGCAGUUUAAAGUCAACAGUCAGCGAAAGGAGCACAGUCAGCAGGUGUAGUCGAGUCACUAGUCUCUUGCCAUCGAGAAAAUCAGUCCAGCCAAAAUCCAGCAAGGUUUGUAUAUCGAAGAGGAAAGAUUCUUGCUCCAGGAAGAUUUUCCGGGUGACUGUAUUAGCUUUGGUUGCUGUUAUGGCACUAUGUGUUUUGACAAUAUCGACCCUUUAUGUACUUAGCAUCCAUGACAAAUAUCUUGAGAAACAUCUUGUUUCCAGCAAUACCUCAAGUUCUGUUGUACUCUUUCCCUCCACCACUACAGCAGCAUUACAGGAAAGCACAAUUUCUCAGAGCACACAAACCGUCAGCGGGAUUCCUGAUGUGAACUUUUGUGAUCUUUUGCCUUGUGACAAGGUUUAUUGUUGUCCAAUUCAUCAAGCAAUGGUCAAAUAUCAAAGUUAUGAGGAAACCAAUUCAGAGAGAACACGAAACAAAUGUGACGUGCUGCUUGGAGGAAAUGCUGAUGGGAGACCUGAUCUUGGAACUGAUUGGAUUGAUACAACGAUCAGAUCCGUACAGAUUUUGGAAACACAGCAACUAAUUGACAGUCGCUACUGUAGUAAAAAUCUACAGUGCAGGUCUGGAAAUUACAGCUGUAGUAUUCCCAUUAGCAAGUACACACCCAUAAAUGUAGAAAUCUCACUGGAAAUCAAAUCCUUGUUUUUCUCUUUCUUGAAGCACAACAGAACCAUUAAUUAUAUUGCUCUGCAAAAUCACAUUUGGAAAUUAUUGCUCCUAUUAUUCUUCAAGGCGAAACAGUGUGAAAAAUUUCCAAGAAACCACACAGGGACGUCAGCAUAUUUGGACUCUCCCAGUCGCUAGGCUGUAUGACAGCGCUUACUAUUUCCGCGUAGCCACACCGGGUCUUGUGAGCUGCUCAACAGAUCCUUAUUAUGCUGGAAUUUUUUUUACUGAUUACUACUUCUAUUUUUAUCGGAAGUGUAACUAAAAUGUUGCUGAUCACUCUGUACUUUGGAAAAAAGAAAAAAAAUGAAGUUCUUGAUAUGAAAAAGAGACUUGUGUAUGGCCCUGGAUUUUUAUAAGCGUUUUACUGAGUUGUAUGCCAUUUUCUUGUUUGUUUUGCUUUUAAAUUAAAGAAAAAUAAAAUUUUUGACAACAACUGUA
This is a messenger RNA of Tympanuchus pallidicinctus (lesser prairie-chicken), 3170 nucleotides long. It is a transcript of the gene MYRFL, whose product is annotated as myelin regulatory factor like. Gene Ontology annotation, molecular function: sequence-specific DNA binding; DNA-binding transcription factor activity. The transcript has 25 exons. Gene Ontology annotation, biological process: protein autoprocessing; positive regulation of DNA-templated transcription. Gene Ontology annotation, cellular component: endoplasmic reticulum membrane; nucleus. NCBI's taxonomy places the organism in Eukaryota, Metazoa, Chordata, Aves, Galliformes, Phasianidae. Bases 285 to 2867 code for a protein of 860 amino acids. The record is from RefSeq and is a predicted model, not a curated record.